ACACCACACUUUCAACACUUAAACCCUACCAAACCAAAACUCUCUAUAUAUCACCCAAACAUCCCUAUGUCUCUUUCUUUCUCUCAAUCACAAAAACAAACCCAACAACACCCUUUCUUCUUUCAAACCUUUUAUUUCUUCACCUAUAUCAUCACAUCUAUUAAUCUUCUUCCACACAUAUAUCAUAUAUUCAUAUACCUAUAUUUAUUGCAUGGACUGUUGAGAUGUCUCGCACGUGCUCACAGUGCGGCAACAACGGCCACAACUCACGGACAUGCACCGACGGUGGUGCCGCUGUUUCCGGCGGCUCCUCUCCCCGGGAGACCGGCUUCAUGCUGUUUGGCGUGCGAGUCACCGAAGGAAUUUCCUCCUUCAGGAAGAGCGCUAGCAUGAACAACCUCUCUCAAUACGACGCCGAUUCCAACACAGCCGACACCGGGUACGCCUCCGAUGACGUCGUUCACGCCUCCGGCCGCACGCGCGAGCGCAAGCGAGGUGUUCCUUGGACGGAGGAAGAGCACAGACUGUUCCUGUUAGGGUUGCACAAAGUUGGAAAGGGAGAUUGGAGAGGAAUUUCUAGAAACUUCGUCAAAACUCGCACGCCAACUCAGGUCGCCAGUCACGCUCAGAAGUACUUCCUCCGUCGCCACAACCAGAACCGCCGCCGCCGGAGAUCUAGCCUCUUUGACAUCACUACCGAUACGGUGAUGGAGUCUUCUACUAUAAUGGAAGAAGAACAAGUUCAGCAGGAAACGGCGGCGGCGCCUAUCCCGGCAGCAUAUCCGCCGUCGCAUUACGGCGGUUUCCCUGGCGCAGGUUUUCCGAUGAGUCUAUCUCCAGUGGUUUUGCCGGCAAGCAGUGAGAGGCUAGCCAAGCCGAUUAGGCCGACGCCGAUUUUGCCGGUCCCACCGUCGUCGAAGAUGGCUAGUUUGAACUUGAAAGAGAAAGCUUCUCCGACAAAUCUCAUAGAGCCUUUACCGUUGUCCUUAAAUCUGCCAUCACCGACGCCGCGGUCACAGGAUAAGUCACCGGCGGGUAGUGACCACUCAUCGCCGUCGUCAUCAUCAUCGGCUUUUCAGGCGAUAUCUGCUGGGAAGUUCGGCGGCGGUGGGGACAGUAUCAUCAGCGUUGCUUGAAAAGAAGGAAACCUAAAGAAAAUUAGCGUCAUUAAGUUACUAUUAAUCAAGUACGGUGGUGGAUAAUUUGAGUAUGUAAAUUAAUUUUACAAAGUCGGAGAUGUAUCCAAGAAGGGGAAAAUUGAAAAUAUGUGUUGGAGAUUUAUUGAUUACUAAAGAUAAAGAUAAUAUCGGUAGGAGGGAGGGGAUAUUUGAAUGAAUGAAUGAGUAUGAUUAUAAUUAUGAUUUGAAGAAAAGAAAAAAAAAAGAGUAUGUUAGGCUAUAUAGGUAAUUAGCAAAUUAAAUUGCUGGUUUGCAUUGAAUGUACAGGUUUAGAAAUGAAUUAGAUAGAUGGGUUGUCACACUCUCUAGCUGUCGGGGGAUUCUUGUUUCUAUUUGUAUGGGGGAGUGUGACAUUGAAAUGAUAGCGCACCAGGUACUCUUUAUAUGCUAUUGGUCUCUCUCUGUAUUGCAUUGCCAUUGGGGUCAUUAAAAUAUCACUGCUAGCUUAGACAAACGAAUAUAUUAUGCUCA
Messenger RNA from Vigna radiata var. radiata (mung bean), 1649 nucleotides. RefSeq names its product transcription factor MYB1R1. The record is from RefSeq and is a predicted model, not a curated record. The coding region runs from base 225 to 1136 and encodes 303 amino acids. NCBI's taxonomy places the organism in Eukaryota, Viridiplantae, Streptophyta, Magnoliopsida, Fabales, Fabaceae. The transcript has 3 exons. Gene Ontology annotation, molecular function: zinc ion binding; DNA binding. Gene Ontology annotation, biological process: response to auxin; response to ethylene; response to gibberellin.